Molecule: messenger RNA, 708 nt
Organism: Raphanus sativus (radish)
Lineage: Eukaryota; Viridiplantae; Streptophyta; Magnoliopsida; Brassicales; Brassicaceae
Product: polyadenylate-binding protein-interacting protein 2
Source: RefSeq, a predicted model, not a curated record
UAUGUAUGUAAUCCCUGAACUUUUGUAGUAUUGUGAUCGGAGGUGGAAAAAUGUCGACGGUGGUAGAUGGGAGUGUAUCGACGCUGAAUCCAAACGCGCCGGUGUUCGAUCCGGUGGGAUUCCGUGAGGUAGAGGAUUUCUCGCCCAAGUGGUGGGAGCUCGUGACGACAUCAAAGUGGUUCCGUGACUUCUGGCUCAGUGCCAACUCGGAGUAUGAGUUGUCAGAUAUGGAGGACGAGUUGGAGGAGCUAACCAUGACCGAGGCUGAGAUGGGUGGAUCUACCGUGACAGGUAACGAGUCAGAUGUUGGUAGGUACUUGAAGGUGCUUCUGAGCAUGGCGAAGUCUAGGAAAGGGAAGCUCUACAGAUCUAAUGUGUCUUAUUCUACAAAGUAUAACCAGAAGAAUGACCCGAAUUUAUACUGUCGCCGGAACCAUCUCAUCUAUCAGCCUCGGAGUCGCAAAAAAAGAAAACAAAAAAAAAAAAAAAAAAAAAUCUAUCAGCCCUCGGUGAAAAAAGUUGUAGAAGCGUCUGGAGAAAGAAUAAAAGCUCAUCUUUGUGUUUUCGUGAAUGAGAAACUCAUCUUUGCUUGUUGUUCUGUACUACUUUCUUCCUCUGAUUAUGUGAAUAUUCUUCCGUUAUGAGCUUCGUGUUUAACAAAAUCUAUCGCAUAUAUAUGUUAUAUAAGCAAAUAAACAAAUUCGGAAA